CUCCGGUUCGCGUGACGCGAACCGCCACGUGGGCCAAGCGAGCACUGGAGGAGAAAGUGGAGGAGAGGCUGGACAGGACAGCAGCCAAGAGCACGAGCACAGCCACAGGUACAAGGACGAGGCAAGAAGAGCAAGAGCAAGAGCAAGGCAAUCAGCUGCUGUAUCUCUUCCGUCACCCUUCCCACUCCAAGGCAGGCAAGGAGCUGAGUCGGGAGACCGAGCCGAGUCGGGAGACCGAGCCGAGUCGGGAGACCGAGCCGAGUCGGAGGCAGGGGACAGGGAAGACGGACAGAGCUGGGGACAGGGACAGAGCUGGAGACAGGAACAGAGCUGGAGACAGAGGGUUGGGAGCGAGAGAGCCUGUGAGCUAUGUUUCGUACCGCGUACUCUCUGCUGCCGCGCGGUCAUCAACUCGCACCACGUCGUGAUGAUGGUAGCUGUGAUGGUGGCUUUGAUUUUGGUUGCGGCUAUGGUUGUGGUUGUGGCGGAGGCCAAGACGACCUGCAAUUGUUAGGUUGCCAUGUUGGCCUGAGUCGGCGUAGCCGCCUGCGUCGGCGCGACAGCACUCAUCGCGACAGCAACGAGAUGGAGAAUGAGAGCAGCUGCGCGGGACGAUAUUGGGCUUUGCCGGCGUGCAGCCCACGUAAUGGAGCCCGGUCAUGGGCCGGUGAUGAGGGGCACACCGAUGGAAGGAGGAGGAGGGUGUGGAUUGGGCAAGUGGCCGAGCCUGAGAUUGUGAUGGUUCCGGCGUCGAUGGAGCCCACGGCGCGGUGGCUGGCGGCGAACAGGGUGUGGACCGUGCCGCUGCUGGCCGGCCUGGCCUCGGGCGUGACGGUUGCAGGGCUGUUCAAUCCGUGGGACCGUGCGCUGUACCUGUCGGUCAAGGACCGGACGCCGUUUAUCCAUCGCGGCAACUGGCUGCAGCCGUUCCAGGGCUUUACCUCUGCGGUGGUCCAGCGGACGCUCUCGGGCUCGUCGUGGUUCAUUCUCAACGACUGGAUCUUGGCACAGCUGGUGGCACGGCGGCUAGAGCUGGACCUGGCCACCCAGUCGCGCGAGGUGCGGCGGACGGUGACGUCGCAGGCGAUGCCGCUGGAGAUAUUUGCCGCCGCCAAUCUGGCUGGCGCGGGCAACGGCGCCAUUCUCAACUCGAUCUCUGUCGUCAAAUACCACAACUGGGGCAAGGAGAAUCCGGACAACUUUUUCCGCACUGCGCGGGCGAUGGUCCGUGCCCGCGGCGGCUCGCUCCGCCCGCUCUUCCGCGGCCUUGGCACCACCGUCCUCCGCGACAUCAUGUUCGGCGGCAUCUUUGCCUCGCUCCGACUCGUUCUUUCCGCGCCCGUCGACGAUCUUCUCCGCCCACUCGGCGCUGGCUCGGCGACCUCGUUUGUGAGUUCCAUGGUGGCGGCGGCGACGGCGACAUUGGCCUCGGCGCCGCUCAACUUUGUACGCAACAUGAAGUACGCCGCCCGCUUUGACCGCCGCUCGCCCACCAUUGCCGCCGUCCUCACAUCCCUCGCCCGUGAGAUGGCGGCGUCGCCGACCCCGCUCCGCUUCAUGCUCGACCGCUUCCGCGUUGGCUGGGGCACCGCCCGGGUCGCCAUCGGCAUGGCCGUCGGGUGGGAGCUGUACGAGCUCGCCAAGGCGUCUCUCGACUGUGUCCUUGACGCUGCCGAGGACUCGGACUGCGGCGAUGUCUAGUUGUUCAAGCGUGGAUUUCUUUCUUUGGCUCCUCGUCGAGCGCAAGAUACAUUUAGGAUGGAGGGGAGGCCGGCUGGUCUCAUGAGUCGUGCGGCCGGGCGUGUGCUGCCGGCCCGGGCGUGACCGGCGCGUA
Thecamonas trahens ATCC 50062 is the source of this 1834-nucleotide messenger RNA. RefSeq lists its product as uncharacterized. Gene Ontology annotation, biological process: glycine import into mitochondrion. Gene Ontology annotation, molecular function: glycine transmembrane transporter activity. NCBI's taxonomy places the organism in Eukaryota, Apusomonadida, Apusomonadidae. The record is from RefSeq and is a predicted model, not a curated record. Gene Ontology annotation, cellular component: mitochondrion. The transcript has a single exon. Bases 370 to 1701 code for a protein of 443 amino acids.